This is a messenger RNA of Momordica charantia (bitter melon), 799 nucleotides long. The record is from RefSeq and is a predicted model, not a curated record. Lineage: Eukaryota; Viridiplantae; Streptophyta; Magnoliopsida; Cucurbitales; Cucurbitaceae.
UAAGGCGCGUAAGAGCGAAGCAAAAAUGGCAUCCAAAUCUCUACUUCCUUUUCUUAUCCUCUCGGUCCUACUCCUGCCAAUAUUCUCAACCGUGUCCGUCGACGGUUCCCUUCCUGAUGAUGGGCAGGGCGGCGGCGGCGGCGGCGGCGGGGAGUGCGCGUACGUGAUCUACGUACAAACGGGGACAGUGAAAAAGGCGGGGACUCACUCAACAAUCAGCCUGGAGCUGAAGACGGGGGCGGGAGAGGGGAUUUCGAUCCCCAAUCUGGAGGAAUGGGGCGGAAUUAUGGGCCCAAAUUACAACUUCUUUGAGACCGGCAGAUUGGACACCUUCACAGGAAGAGGCCCAUGUCUGACCUACCCAGACCCCAUCUGCUCUCUCAAUCUCACCUCCGACGCAUCCGGCCCCUACCAUGACUGGUACUGCGAUUACGUGGAGGUCACGGUCUCCGCCCCGGCCCAUCCUUGCACCAAACAGCGCUUUUCCGUCGACCGGUGGCUUGCCCGUGACCGGGAGCCCUUCACCCUCACCGCCAUCGUCGACUAUUGCCCCUCUGCAAAUGCCAAUGCAAAUCGCUCACUCCGCUUCGAUUAAUUUUCUGUUUAGGAACGGAAUGCUUUCAAUUUUCAAUUAUGUUGACUUUUGAGCACCGCUUUGAAUGUAGUGCGAAUAAUGGCCGACUGAGAUUGCUUUUUACUAUUUCUUUUGUGAUGGGAUGGGAUGGCAUCGCUCACGGUUUUAGCCUCCACUUAUUAUCCAUCAAACAAUAAUGGAACCAAGCAACAAAAACUCUAGAAA